AUGUCCCCCCAACCAGACUCAGAUUCUGGGGAGUCCCCGCACUUCUCCAACGACUCCGAUGGGAUCCAGUCAGACCACCCAGACGCACCCCUGUCGAUCGAGCGCUACCACGACGACCCUCUGGCCGAGUAUGAACCUCGUCCUAUAUCAGCCGAUGAAUAUGACGGAUACGAGACCGCCCGGCCACGCAGCAAACGGGCCAUCUUCUGGUUACGCAAUAAGGGCAUGUUCCUCGUCUUGAUGGCGCAGAUGUUCGGCGCAAGUAUGAAUGUUAUGACGAAGAUUCUGGAAAUGUAUAGUUCUAUGCAUCCAUUUCAGGUCCUCUUCGCCCGCAUGUCCAUCACAGCCAUCGCAAGCUACCUGUACAUGUGGUACGCCGCCGUCCCGUCACCACUUGGUACUCGACCCGUCCUUGGCCUCCUAAUCACCCGUGCCGUCUCCGGCUUCAUGGGCGUCUACGGCCUCUACUACUCCGUUCAAUACCUGCCCCUCUCCGAAGCCACAGUCAUCACCUUUCUAGCGCCUAUCAUGACAUGCUACGCAUGUUCCCUACUCAUACCCGGUGAGACAUUCUCCCGUCGUCAACAAGCGGCGGGAAUCGUCUCGCUCGUCGGUGUUGUCCUUAUUGCGCGCCCAUUCCGGGAUCGGAAGGACGAUGAAGGAACGGAUUCUUAUCAUCAUGUUCUUGCGACUGUUGUUGCGUUCUUUGGUGUGUUGGGCGCGGCUGGCGCGUAUACUUCUAUUAGGAUGAUUGGACGCAGGGCGCAUCCGCUUGUUAGUGUUACUUAUUUUUCGAGUGUUACGACAAUUAUUAGUGCGGUUGCGAUGUUGGCUGUUCCGGGGGUGCCGUUUCGGUUUCCGGGGAAUACUACCGAGUGGGUUUUGUUGACGGGGUUGGGGGUUUGUGGGUUCUUGUUGCAGUUUUUGCUGACGGCGGGGUUGUCGUAUGUGCCGCCGGCUGAUAUUGCGGGGAAGCAGGGGCAGGGCUCUAGGGCGACGAGUAUGGUGUAUACACAGGUGCUAUUUGCAUUAUUCUACGAUAAGGUGGUUUGGGGGAGUACGUUGAGUUUGAUUAGUUGGGCUGGGUCGGCGUUGAUCUUGAUCUGUGCUAUUGCGGUGGCUGUUAUGCAGGAAGGAAAGUCGGAGAAAGCUGGGUCUGGGUCUGGGUCUGGGUCUGAGCCUGAGCAGGAGUCUGAGCGGGAGACUGAACGGGCGAAUGAUGAAGAGGAAAGAUACAAGGAUGCUGACGAGGAGGCGUGA
Molecule: messenger RNA, 1260 nt
Organism: Penicillium atrosanguineum
Lineage: Eukaryota; Fungi; Ascomycota; Eurotiomycetes; Eurotiales; Aspergillaceae
Product: DMT family transporter
Exons: 2
Coding region: 1-1260 (419 amino acids)
Cellular component (GO): membrane
Source: RefSeq, a predicted model, not a curated record